AACAGACAUCAUGUCAGUGCCAUGAGGAUCUUCUUCCAGAGAGGCUGAAAUGAGCUGAAUUCUUAUUUCUAUUAUUGGUUUCAACCUCAGAUAUAUCUCUACGCUUCAUCAGCAGUAAGAUCCUUUGCUCAGCAAAGAUGCGCCACGGCAAGAUGUACGUGCCUUUGCUGUUGUGUGUUCAGUUUGCUAUGGUUUCUAUGACCACUUCCAUACCAGAAAACAAAAACACAAACUUCACCAUUGAGGGGAACGACACAACCAGGCAGCCAACCACGGCUCAUGCAAACGUGUUGCAGUCUGCAGUCUGGACUCCAGAGCACAGACUUGAAGACGUUCGCACCACUGCACCAGCAGAAAGGGCCGUGCAACCCAUUGUGGCAAACAACACGGGAGAACCGACAACGGUCAGCUCCAAAACUAGCAGCCCAGACGGCAGCAGAGGUGGUUCGGUUGUCGUCACGGCUGUUGCAGCAGGUACCAGCAGCUCUGGACUUCCUGCCUCCACAGAAGGGCCAACGACUAAACCAGAAGCUCCUGCUGGAACCACAUCCAGAGGCGCAGCACAACCUUCCACUGCUGUGUCCAGGGCUACAACUGAAACGCCACCUUCAACUUCAGUAUCCAUUGAGGUGAAAACAUCUAGAGGUGAACCUUCAACUGCUGCAACCACCACUUUGACUGAAACGCAACCCUCAACUGUGGUGACGACGGCUACAGACGAAGUCCGACCUUCCUUUUCAACGACCACAGCUACAAGUGGAGCACAAUCUCUCAACCACACAACGGCAGACUCGUUAAAUCCCACAGAUCAUCUCCAUCAAACAUCAACCUCCAGUUUCACCAAUGAAACUGCUACAGCAUCAUCUACUGUUUUGGUAACUGUGGCUGUUUCUUCCCUAGAACCCACAGCCAUCACUGGAAAUACAUCGGAGUCACUUUCCACCACCUCUUUGAAUAAUCAGACGGUUUCAACCUUCAAUCAGAACCUCAGUCACCCCGCAGAGUCCAGUCCAACCUCAAAGACGAGCAAGACGGCCUCUACCACAAGUCCGCUCAACUCCACCACUGGACCCUCUGAGACAGCGAGUCCAGCUACAACCAGCCCUCCCAGCUCCACCACUGGGAACUCUACCAGUAUUGCGGGAAUCCUGAUUCCUCGAAAACCUACGAGGUUGCCAUUUGCAACAACCAGAUCGAUUCCAACUGCAACGAUCCUCCCCUGCGAGCCAUCCAAGGACGCCCCCACCAGUCAGAUCCAGCCCUGCUCCACCCGAGGCGUGGCGACCCAGUGCCUCAUCAUCAUCGCCUCUCUGGCAGCCGUGGCCACCAUCUUCGCGAUCUCCACCAUCGUCCUCUGCGUCAAGCUGUCUGCGAGGAAUUACAAAGUGAGGAAGCCUCAGCAGUCGACCGAGAUGAUGUGCAUCUCUGCUCUGCUGCCCGAGAAGACCUACACCUACACGAGACAACGCAACCCAGUCUCCAACGGAGUCCUGGUGUUCCCUGCGGGGGGAGACAGCGACGAGGAAGGGGGAGAUAAUCUCACUCUCAGCAGCUUCCUCCCAGACAACGAUCGCUACGUUUAGACGGAUUCAGAACCUUGGUUUAUCCUGAGACCGAACUGAUCCGCCGUGUGUCAGCGGUGUGGAAACUGUUGCUUUGAUGCUGAUAGCUUUGCUUCACUGCACACACACACGCAUACACACAAACACUGUUUCAAGCAUCAAUAACCGUAUCUGGCAUUUGAUGAAGAGGAUGUGAUCUCUGGGUAAAAAGUCUAAGUUUUGCAUAACUUGACACCAGGAUACACAGAGUGAUCAAAGCUGCUUUAUCUCUCCUUUGAGACAUCCGGAGCAGAAACCACGUUUUAUGUUUUUGCCAAAAAUAAGAGAAAGGCUUGCUUUGUCAAAAGUUUUCUGUUCUUCACAGAGACUGUUGAGUUCUCUACAGACUGAAGACUUAAUGUAAAUACUGGAUUUAUGAUAGACAUGCAUCGUUCACUGUGUUUUAUUCUCGACUUUUUCUUGCACUUUUUUAAGUGUACAUUUUUAUCACGAAAACUGAACCAAAGUCUGGAGAUGGCUGGUAAAUUUGGCACUGAGGAGCCCUGCACAAAGGGAUGCUUUUAUUUUGGAGAUCUAGCCAAAUCUACUUACAGCCUUAGUUUCCUAAAACGUUCUAUUUGUUUGAAACGUGUACAUAAAUUUUGCACUUCUUCUUCCUGUUUGACUAAUUUACUCCAUCUUAGCCGGUACGUGUUUAAAUUAUUUUAGUACUUUUGAACUGGUCAGAUGUCAAACUCCGGUCCUCGAGGGCCACCAUCCUCCAUGUGUUCCUUUUAUUCUCCGCUCCAACACAUCUGAUCGGCAUGAAUGGAUAAUUAACAGGCUUCUGUAAAACUUGAAGAGGUAAUUCAGUCACCGAAUCGGGUGUGUGUUUGAGCAGAGAAACAAAGAAAACAUGCAGGAUAGCAGCUCCCGAGGACCAGAGUUUGACAUCAGUCCUGUAAAUAUUUUACAUGGUUAACAAAGAGUUUAAUGCCUUCAUGUUUACAGAAAAUUGCUGAAAGACAACUUUGUUUUUUUAAGUGUUUUGGUAGCAUCUCCUCAUGGGUGUCUAAAUGGUUGACAGCCAUAAUAAAAGCGGAUACUCUCUGAA
This is a messenger RNA of Austrofundulus limnaeus, 2655 nucleotides long. RefSeq names its product selectin P ligand (gene selplg). Bases 138 to 1583 code for a protein of 481 amino acids. Gene Ontology annotation, biological process: leukocyte tethering or rolling. Gene Ontology annotation, cellular component: plasma membrane. The record is from RefSeq and is a predicted model, not a curated record. The transcript has 2 exons. Lineage: Eukaryota; Metazoa; Chordata; Actinopteri; Cyprinodontiformes; Rivulidae.